Molecule: messenger RNA, 3882 nt
Organism: Closterium sp. Yama58-4
Lineage: Eukaryota; Viridiplantae; Streptophyta; Zygnematophyceae; Desmidiales; Closteriaceae
Source: the annotation of a GenBank genome assembly
AUGCGUGGACGAUUGGGAUUCUCACGUGACGGAGUUGACGCACCAGUUGCAGGCUCGGAGCCAGAGGUCUUACAUCGGUUGCUGCCACGCCUACUGCUAUUUGGAAAAUCAUCCGCAGGCAACCCUCCCUCCAGUCCCUUCGCUUAUUCCGACACACAAUCCUCUGCUGUGGGAGAACAGAUAGCAGAUCUGCAUGAGGACGAAAAUGCGCGUGUAGCUGGUGAUAGUGGUAGGGGAGGAGGGGAGGAUAAGGAGGAGCGGGAGGGUGGGGAUGGGGAUGGUGGAUUGGAGAAGAGUCAGGAAGAGCGAGAUGGCGAUGAAGGGAGAUUAGGGGGAGGGGUUGGGGGAGGUGAGGAUAGCAGAGGGGGAGAACCAGCUGAGGCGAGGGGUGAGGGUAGUACAAGCAAGAGUGACAGAACUGAAGGUGAUAACGGCGAGGGGGAAGGGGGUGGAGGCGAAGAGGUUUGGGAACAAGGUGAAGAAAAGGAUUCAGGAGAGGAGGACGGGGAGGACGGGGAGGACUGGGAGGGCGGGAAUGCAGUGGAGGAGGAGGGAAGGGAGGGAGGGGGAGAGGAAGGAAUAGGCGGAGGGGGAGAGGAGGGUAUAGUGGGAGCAGGAGAGGAGGGAGCGGGAGGGGUGGAAGGGGAGGAGCAGCAGCAGGUGGCGCGCGUGUUAGUAGAUCUACAGGCGCUGGUGCUGGUGGGGAAGGACCUCACAGCCACUAUGGAAGAGCUUCUUGUGCUGCUCGUGGCGCUGGUUGGAGGGGAGGAGGGGAGGGGCGCAGGGUGGGAUGGAGGAGUGGCAGGAGGGGUGGGAGAGGAGGAGGCGGAUGUGGGGCUCCAGGAGUUGCUCCGUUCUGAUUGGUUCAAAUCGACAGAGUACUUCACAGUAAGUGUGUUGGUGGAACUGCAGGCGCUGGUGCAUUUUGAGGCGCCUCAAAAUGCUCCGUUCCGACUGGUUCAAAUCAACAGUGUACUUCACAGUAAGUGUGUUAGUAGAUCUGCAGGCGCUGGUGCUGGUGGGGAAGGACCUGACCGCCAUUAUGGAGGAGCUUCUGGUGCUGCUAGUGGCGCUGGUUGGAGGGGAGGAGGGGAGGGGCGCCGGCCGGCACUAGACGCGCUCGCAGCAGGAGCGGCUGUGCUCCUAGUUAUUGACUCAGCUCGUGCUGCUAACCCUGCUGUUGCCCGGGGGAUUGCUGCAUACAACAGAAUGCUUCAGGCAGUGCGUUGUAACAUGGAGGCAUACUCCACGGUGCGCAGCGGUACAACGCGGUGCCAGAAAAAGGGAGGGAGAGGCAGCAGAGGGCAACGCGAAGAAUUCGAGAUGUCUCUGGCGGAGCUGCAGGGGCUGCUGCUGAUGCUCGAGGAAGCAAUAGGGCCGCAAGGCGAACAGGGAACUUUCUUCCAGAGCUGGAAGGAGAGUGUCGCCCGGGCGGUGGGUCCUGCGGCACCACCCCUGCCUGCAGCAAAGGCUGGGAAAGGAGGAAAGGGAAGCAGGGCGAAGGCAAGUGCGGGGCGGCAGGUGCUGAGUGGGCGGGCGCUGUGGCGGCAGCAGCAGAGGUGGCUGCUGCCGCUGUUGGCCCAUCUCAACUCCUCUGCUGAGUCUGCGCUCCAUGCCGUUGCCAGUCACUCCGAGCAGCACAACACGCGUCGCCACUUAGCCGGAUGCAUCGCUCUCUUCCUCUCACUCGCACCCAUAGCAGCAUCGGGCUAUGAGAAGCAACUCAUAAAGGCCACUCCAAGCCUGUUCGAGGCAGUCAGGCUGCAUCCGCUGUUACCUCUCGCCGGACCCCUCCCCCUCUCCGCCUCUCUUCCCCCCCUCCUCGCCCUCCACCUCCCCCCUGCACUUCUGGCGGUUUCUCCUGUGCCCUUCUCUGCCCUGGGGGAGGGCAAGGGCGGGGGGAAGGCGGGAGCGAAAAGGGCAGGGGGAAAGAGGGAGGUGAAAGCAGGGAAGGGAAGUGCGGAGGGGAGGGGGAACGGGGGAGAGAGUGCGCGCGGAGUGAGGGAGGUGUGUGAGGAUAUACUGAGAGGAGCAUUGCAUCGGGCUAAUGACGACCUGCCAAGGCUCGCAUCAGCCUUCCCUCCCCUAGCAGGCUCUCUGUCCGCAGCCCUCAGGCUCCCCCUGAACCUGUCUUUGCUGUGCGACUCGUUGGAGGAGGCGGUGGGGAGUCAAGUGAAGUUGGUGCAGCAGACUCUUGCCGUCACGUGCAACGCGAGGCAUCAGGUCCAGACCUUGCUUGAUCUGCAUACCAGCCUGCAGGUGUCUCUCAAGAGGCGUCAGAUUGUGCUCGUGGCUGCGGUGCUGCAAGCAAUCAAGCAAGUGGAGUCGGCUGUGGCAGCAUGCCUCCCCUCGCUCUCCCUCCACCUGCCUCUUUACCAGCAGCACCUGCUGCGGCAACUCAAUGCUGCCUUGCUCCCUCUUCAGAUGGAUCAGCUGGCGAAGCUACCCCGGCCACCUCCCUCGCAAACACAUCCAACUACAGGAGAUGUGGAAGGAGGGAGCGAGGCGAUGGGGGGAGGAGGGGGUGGGAUAGAGGGCGAGGUGGCAGGCCAUUCAUCUUUGUCGGUUGCAGGCCAUUCAUCAUUGUCGGUUGCUUCUCUGCUUGCUUCAGCGCCCCUGCCUGCUGUCUCCCUCUUCCCAUGGAGCAACAAGGCUGCUAUGGAUACCCACAAGAAGCUUGUCAACUCCAUUGCCACUCCGCUCAUCCAACCCAACUCGCUCCAGUCCCUGAUAGACGCGUUCUUGGAUGGGGCCCGGCUGCUGCUCCUGCAGCCACACACGCAGGAAAGAGAUGGGAAGCAGCCGAAAGGGCUUACAGGGAGAAAGAGCGGCAGCCGGACCGUCUCUUGGGGUGACGUUUACAGUGUGGAGAAUCAACUGGAGUCUGCGUUGCUUCAGUCAUUCCUUCGUCCCCUCACUCGAGACGUUAUCGCAGACCUCCAUCUGCACGCCAUCUCCCACUCCGAUCUGCACUCUGCCAAUCCGCGCUUCAACCCCCGCAAGACAGGGGUGCGCAACCUGCUGCAAUUUCUGCAGCUGUUACCCAUCCGCCUGCUCUCAAGGCAGAUCGACAUACAAGCACACGUCACACAAGCACUGGCAGCCUCCCUCUACAAUCACACUGCAGCCGCUCCUGCCAACUGGAAGCUAGGCGAAGACGUGAGACAGCUGGCGGCAAGCAAAUAUCGGCUGCUUCUGCCACCGAUUGCCAUAGGGGGAGGCCUGGCAUUCAAACUCCAUAGCACCCCAACUUCCUCCUCCACCUCCUCUCCUGCUCUGCCUUUUUCACUCCUCCACCCUCCCUCUCUCGCUGCCAAUCUCCCCUUCUUCGCCUCUGCCUUCUCUUUUGACCUUUCCACCCUAACCUUCCACCAACGGCCCUCCACCCUGGCCAGCUUCCACGAAGCUUCCUCACCCACCCCUUCCACCCACCAUGCUGACUCAUCACCGCCGUUCUCCUCGUCGCACGGGCCUCGGUCACUCACGCUGCGCCAGCUGUCCUCUCUCCUCCAAUCCACGCACGCCAUGCUGUUCCUCCAGCACGCCGCCACGUCAGCGUGCAAGCUGAUAGCGGGGAAGCUGUCGCACCUGUCUCGACUGUUCUUGCAUGACAGAGCUCACUCGCUGCUGUUGCAGUCAAUGAAGCAAAUACAGCAACAGCAGCAGCAUUUGCAGCAGCAACGAGGAAACCAACAGCAGGAAAGCCAAGCUACUGGUUUGGCUGUUUCAGCCAACACUGCUCCUGCUGCUUCUGCCGCUCCUGGUGGUGCUGGUGGUAAAGGCUCUACUGGUGGCACUGGACCGGGUGUUGGAGUACAUCCUACUUCUGAGACUGUCGCUGGCAUGGAAUUGACAAUGGAGGCGGUAGAUGAGCUCAAGAAU